AUGCCUUCCCCCAUCCCCGAAGCAACUGAGCUCAAGGACCUCCUGUCCCUCAAGGGCAAGGUCGUCGUCGUCACCGGAGCCUCCGGUCCCACUGGUAUCGGAAUCGAAGCCGCCCGCGGCUGCGCUGAGUUCGGCGCCGACCUCGCCAUCACCUACAACUCCCGCUCGUCCGGCGCCGAGAAGAACGCAAAGGAGCUCAGCGAGAAGUACGGCGUCAAGGUCCAGGCCUACAAGUGCCAGGUCGACGACUACGCCAACGUCGAGAAGCUCGUCCAGGACGUCGUCAAGGACUUCGGCAAGAUCGAUGUCUUCAUCGCCAACGCUGGCAAGACCGCCGACAACGGUAUCCUCGAUGCUACCGUUGAGCAGUGGAACGAGGUCAUCCAGACUGAUCUGACUGGCUCCUUCAACUGCGCCCGUGCCGUUGGUCUGCACUUCCGCGAGCGCAAGACUGGCUCGCUCAUCCUCACUGCCUCCAUGUCUGGCCACAUCGCCAACUACCCCCAGGAGCAGACCUCGUACAACGUCGCAAAGGCUGGCUGCAUCCACAUGGCUCGUUCGCUCGCCAACGAGUGGAGGGACUUCGCUCGUGUGAACUCCGUCUCCCCUGGUUACAUCGACACUGGUCUCUCCGACUUCGUUCCCCAGGACAUCCAGAAGCUCUGGCACUCCAUGAUCCCCAUGGGCCGUGAUGCCAAGGCUAAGGAGCUGAAGGGUGCUUUCCUCUACUUCGCUUCUGACGCUUCCUCGUACACUACUGGCGCGGAUCUCAUCAUCGACGGAGGCUACACCACCCGGUAA
Messenger RNA from Didymosphaeria variabile, 801 nucleotides. RefSeq lists its product as uncharacterized. NCBI's taxonomy places the organism in Eukaryota, Fungi, Ascomycota, Dothideomycetes, Pleosporales, Didymosphaeriaceae. Gene Ontology annotation, molecular function: oxidoreductase activity, acting on NAD(P)H, oxygen as acceptor. The record is from RefSeq and is a predicted model, not a curated record. The transcript has 2 exons. Bases 1 to 801 code for a protein of 266 amino acids. Gene Ontology annotation, cellular component: intracellular anatomical structure.